This is a messenger RNA of Phyllotreta striolata, 2887 nucleotides long. The record is from the annotation of a GenBank genome assembly. NCBI's taxonomy places the organism in Eukaryota, Metazoa, Arthropoda, Insecta, Coleoptera, Chrysomelidae.
GGACAAACAAAAGGAGGCUAUCAAUUACGCGGGCUGUGGGCGACGCCUCCCGAGGUGGGAGCGACCAAUCUGAGGGCUUUCGCUGCAUAUCAAAGUAAUCUGGUUAAAUGCGAACCAAAGGGAUCUAAAUAUUCAUUCUGUCAAAACAGCUUGCUUCUGUGGUUAAAUACUUCACACCUAGUGAAAGCUCAGGUUAGCGCCGCGUCGCGUUCCUGCCGGAAAAUGAGGCGCGUAAGGUAAUUUUUCGGAAGCUGCCGGUGGAUCGGUCCGUGCGAACGGUGCGUUUUAUUCGAUAUAAUCAUUCGUACAUUUUUGUUGAUGUGAUAAACAUGUGUCCGGUACGGUGAUGAUGGAGGAGAAUUGCACUAUGAGGCCCUGUGCGACAGACUUUAGCAUCGCCGCUAUAAUGUCGCGGCACGGCAGAGCGAGGACUUCUCGGUGUCGGGAUCGCGAACCGCCGGAUACAUUGGCUCCGCUCGAAAAGUUCGUAGACACAUCCCCUUCGGUAGCUUCGACGCCGGAACUAAUGGGCCUGGAUUGCACCAUCGUGAGCGCCGACAACGAGAGCAGCGGCCGGGACUCCCCCGUGGACGUGUCCUCCACGUCGGAAUCCGGAGCCCCAGCUCAGUCCCAAUCGAGCGGCAGGAGAUCGCGAUCGCCCACCAGGAAUCCCCUUCUGCUGGAGAAGUGCACCAGCGAGGACCUGAGGAACGUUACCUGCCAUUUGGAGACCAAGGAGCUCUGGGACAAGUUUAACGAUCUCGGAACCGAGAUGAUCAUAACCAAGAGCGGAAGGCGCAUGUUUCCCACGGUGAGAGUUUCCUUUACUGGCAUCCGACCAGACCAAAAAUACGCAGUACUGCUAGACAUAGUUCCUGUAGAUAAUAAGAGAUACCGGUAUGCCUACCAUCGCUCCUCGUGGCUGGUAGCAGGAAAGGCGGAUCCGCCGGCGCCUUGCAGGAUAUGCUCGCAUCCAGAUUCCCCGUUUACCGGCGAACAGCUCAGGAAGCAGGUGGUGUCGUUCGAGAAAAUCAAGCUGACUAACAACGAAAUGGACAAACACGGGCAUUUAGUUCUCAACUCGAUGCACAAGUACCAGCCGAGGAUACACUUGGUAAAACGGGGAGAAGGAGUCGUUGGACCGGUCACGGACUUGGAAAAUGAGGAAUACAAGACUUUCAUUUUUCCCGAAACCAUAUUCACGGCGGUUACGGCUUAUCAAAAUCAAUUGAUAACGAAGCUGAAAAUUGACAGCAAUCCAUUUGCCAAAGGUUUCAGGGAUUCGUCUAGACUCACCGAAUUCGAAAGUUUUUGCGAUUACAGGGAAACGAUGGAGUCGAUGCUAGCGGAGCAGCACUACUUCCGCUCGCCGCUGCGCCCCUUCGCCGACAUGGACACCCACAACAACAACCUGUCCCUCGAGGAGAAGGCCAUCCUGGCGGCGCGGUCGCAGCUGUUCCUGCGCGCCGCCGCCGCCGCCGGCCCCUACGGGCCGCUGAUGGGCGGCAUCUACGCGGGAGCGGGCGCCGCGCAGGGCGCCGCCGUGCCGCCGGGCAUCCUGUGGAACCAGUGGGCCUGCCUGGGCCCGUCGCUGCUGGCGGCGCAGCACCAGCACCAGCUGGCGGCCGCCGCGGCGGCCGGUUCGUCGCAGCUGCCGUCGCCGAUUUCGCCGCUGGCGCGGCCGCUCGCCCAGCACCGGUUCUCGCCGUACACGCCGCCGCAGCGGUCGUCGCCGGACACGAGCUUGAGGGACGAAAGGGAGUCGCCCAAUAGCCCUUCGUGAAGAUAUUUAUGUGAUAUCUAGUGUAAUUUUGCUUUAAUGGUACUGCGAUAUGAUCCAAUCGAUGAAAUCGUUUAUAGUAAAAUUUUCGCGUGUACCUAACUAAAAAUUUACUGGUAAGAAAAUGUCAUUCCUAUAUGUUUUUGAUAUAAAACAACUAUAAGGAAUAUCUGCUUUGUAACGUUUUCUUGAUUGGAUUAAUAUUUUCUUAUUUUAUUGGUGACAGUUAGUGGAUUUCGUUGAAAAUGAUUCCACGUCCACAAAAAUCAAUCGAUGCAUUUUUUACACAACUUAAGCGUUUAGGUGGACUAUAAAUCCGAAAUUUUAAAUUAAAUCCUCGCGACAAAGUCUCCGAUGUUAACUGCACCUUCUAUUUUUAAUAUACCUACAGUUAAAAAACGACAAAACGAAGCUAACUUCUUGUACAAUAUGUCUAUAACUCUGUAUAUAAAUAUAAGUAUAAUUUAUUUUAGAUUAAUGUUAGUUCAUAGGCUUCAUCGUGUACAUCAUCGGGUGGAACAUUAAGCGAGAGACAUCAUUUAUUUUGUCUUUGACGAACUUCCUUGUGUAGAACGCCAGACAAGAACCGUUGACUGACAUGAUGAGGCUGAACUGUGGAAUGAUUACACUUCCUCACCCCGGUAAAAUACCAUCGUCAAAACAAAAUCUUCUAUAUAAACUACAGGGCGAUUCAUUGAUGCACUGACAUUCAAUAAGACUCAAUAAAAUUUGUUGUUCGUUAUUUAUUAAUUAGCAUCUAAACCUGAAUAUGAUUCAAAAAAAUGUGUCUUUGUUUAAUUAAGUGAUCUCAAUGAAAUGUUUUACUGGGGUUGAAAUAUGGACCUGACAAAUAUUUAAUUCGUAGUAUCUAAGUAUUAUAUUAAAUGCUUGUGUACAAAAAGUACUGUAUAAUUUCUGAAAAUAAUGUUAAUUUUUAAGCACCUUAUCUUACACCUGACGCAUACGAGAGAUUAGGGUGAAAUGUUAAAUGUUAUUUUUCAUAACGCAACUAUGUCAAUAUUUUGAAAAUAUGUCUGAACACUGAUCGAUUUUGUUUCAUUGUGUAAAAUACUGUGGAUAUGAACAAAAAUUAAAGUUGAUUUUAAA